Molecule: messenger RNA, 611 nt
Organism: Aricia agestis (brown argus)
Lineage: Eukaryota; Metazoa; Arthropoda; Insecta; Lepidoptera; Lycaenidae
Exons: 5
Coding region: 66-602 (178 amino acids)
Molecular function (GO): protein binding
Source: RefSeq, a predicted model, not a curated record
AUCUAACUGAAUAGUUAAACCGCGACCGAUAACAUGGAUAUUGUUAUUUUUAUCGAAACUCUACCAUGUGUGUUUGCGCGAAAAUAUUUGUGUUUCUAGUGAUUGUUGAUGCUGCAAAAUAUUCAACAAAUGCGUCAAAGAAAGGAAGAUCCUCAUCAUCUGGUGAAAAGACACCCAAAAGUUCCGAGGGGACUGUUGAGGACAGUCUGGACUUAUCCAUAGACUCCAAAUCCUCAUCCAAGUCCAAAGAGUCAGAUGACACGAGCAGGGAUUCAACAGUUGAACUCAGAGGAUGGAGAAAGUACCACCGCGUCUGUCCCCCCUGUCCACGAGACAUGGCGAAGAAGCCCACGGACAAGACCAUCAGCUGGGUCUGUGGUGGGUACCAGAAGGCACGGAGGACUUUCAAGAGCGUUUGCAUGAUGCGGCUGAGGAAUUGCCAGGAUGGGACUAUGUUCGUCAAACUGUACGACGGUAUCUGCAAGGCCCCGCGCGACGGCAGCCCCCUCGGCGACCACUUCUUCUACGACAUGAGAGAGAAGGACUCAGAUAUAUCUGAACUCUCAGAUAUGACAGAGAGUAGUGAGAGUAAUGAAGACUAAAAAAUUACA